Messenger RNA from Morus notabilis, 1294 nucleotides. RefSeq names its product probable xyloglucan endotransglucosylase/hydrolase protein 6. Gene Ontology annotation, cellular component: cell wall; apoplast. The transcript is spliced from 4 exons. Gene Ontology annotation, molecular function: xyloglucan:xyloglucosyl transferase activity; hydrolase activity, hydrolyzing O-glycosyl compounds. The record is from RefSeq and is a predicted model, not a curated record. The coding region runs from base 69 to 941 and encodes 290 amino acids. NCBI's taxonomy places the organism in Eukaryota, Viridiplantae, Streptophyta, Magnoliopsida, Rosales, Moraceae. Gene Ontology annotation, biological process: xyloglucan metabolic process; cell wall biogenesis.
AUUUAAUUCUCUCUCCUCUCUCUUUCUCUCUCUAAAAUACAACUGAGUGGUCUUUCUAAGUUACUAUUAUGGCCAUGAUCAGGUCAAGUGUUGUGGCUUGUGUUUUCUUUUGUGUUGUUGCUUACAAUUCUCUCUUGGUCUUGGGACGGCCGGCAACUUUUCUUGAGGACUUCAGAAUCACAUGGUCCGAUUCCCAUAUCAGGCAAAUCGAAGGUGGGAGGGCCAUUCAACUAGUGCUUGACCAAAAUUCAGGAUGUGGGUUUGCCUCCAAAAGGCAGUACUUGUUUGGCCGUGUGAGCAUGAAGAUCAAGCUCGUACCCGGAGAUUCAGCCGGAACAGUCACUGCUUUCUAUAUGAACUCCGACACCAACGCGGUGCGUGACGAGCUCGAUUUCGAGUUCUUGGGCAACCGCUCCGGCCAGCCGUACACCGUCCAGACCAACAUCUAUGCUCAUGGGAAGGGUGACAGGGAACAAAGGAUUAAUCUCUGGUUUGAUCCUGCUCUGGAGUUCCACACGUACACAAUAAUGUGGAACCAUCACCAUAUCGUCUUCUAUGUGGACGAGGUGCCAAUAAGGGUGUACAAAAACAACGAGGUAAAGGGAAUCCCAUACCCUCUCCACCAGCCCAUGGGGGUCUACUCCACAUUGUGGGAAGCCGAUGACUGGGCGACCCGAGGCGGAUUGGAGAAGAUCGACUGGAGCAAAGCCCCCUUUCUAGCCUACUACAAGGAUUUCGAUCUCGAGGGCUGCGCGGUCCCCGGUCCUGCUAACUGCGCAGCCAACACUGCCAACUGGUGGGAAGGCUCCGCCUACCAAUCCCUCACCGCAAUCGAGUACCGGAGGUACAAGUGGGUCCGGGUCAACCACAUGAUCUAUGACUACUGCACCGAUAGGUCGCGUUACCCCGUCCCACCGCCGGAGUGCCUAGCAGGCUACUAGACAAAAUUCAAGCCACUUUAUAAACCUACCAACAAGUUAAAUUACUUACCAAACAAAGUGGUAUACGUACAAUUCAUGUCAUAUACUCUUUUUGUUUUUUGUUUUUGUCUUGUACAAUAUGGCUCAUUAUUUUGUAUACUGUGUGAGUAUACCAUGCAUGUCGUUUGUUAAGGGUGAUGAAGCAAUGCUAGGUUUGAAUUCUUAUAAGGGAGAGGGGUAUGGCCGGAAAAGUAAAUCAUGUCAAUUAUUUUCUUUGAUCACGUGGCUCUGUAUGUUCCCUUGUCUGUAUCCAUGCGAUCCAAUAUCGCAUUAUUUGUGCCAAUAAAUGAAAAUUUUCUGUUGUGAAUGUGAAA